Molecule: messenger RNA, 3212 nt
Organism: Drosophila elegans
Lineage: Eukaryota; Metazoa; Arthropoda; Insecta; Diptera; Drosophilidae
Gene: tor
Product: tyrosine-protein kinase receptor torso
Exons: 14
Coding region: 277-3054 (925 amino acids)
Biological process (GO): cell surface receptor protein tyrosine kinase signaling pathway; multicellular organism development; protein phosphorylation
Cellular component (GO): signaling receptor complex
Molecular function (GO): transmembrane receptor protein tyrosine kinase activity; ATP binding
Source: RefSeq, a predicted model, not a curated record
CAUUUUGGGCCUCAGUGUGCCAAGAUAAUCCGUGAGCAGUGGUUGUUGUGGAUCUCUAAUAUCGGGCUCUUCAGGAAUAACUAUUUUAAAUAUUUUGUGUAUUUUACUAAUUGUGUAAUUUUGUAUACGUUAAUGAGUGGAGAAUUAAUGGGUGAAGCAAAGUGCAUGGCAAAAGUGCAAUAAACCCAAGGCACGCUUUUAACAAAUAUAUUUUGCUUUCCAAUACGCACACAACGAUAGACUGAAGAAGUUGAUUUGGAAGUAAAACAAAGAAAAAUGCUGAUUUUCUAUGCGAAAUACGCGUUUCUCUUUUGGUUUUUCGUGGGAAGCAAUCAAGGUGAAAUUCUGCUGAUGGACCAAGUCACCCACGAUGAGAUGCUGCUCAAUGUGACCGCCUGCACCCAGAACUGUCUGGAAAAGGGCACCAAAGACUUUCGGGGAUGCUUCAAGGACUGCAAAGUUAAUGGAACCGCUCCUGGAGCCCUGCGCAAAGUGCAGGAUAACUUCCAAAUGGAGAUGCUUUGUCGCACGGAGUCGGAGUUAGUUUUCCAAAUAGACUGGGUUCAGCACAGCAGGGGAAAUGGGUCGGCUCCAAAUGUCACAUACAUCAUCAAGGUGAAUGCUGUCAAGGAGGACAUUACAGGGGCCAAACUCUACUUGUCCGAUGAGAACAUUCUUAUCCUGCCGGGCUUGGAGUCCAACUGCAGCCACAACAUCACCGCUCUGGCGGUGCACGGGGAUGGGAGCUACUCGCUGAUAGCCAAGGAGCAGAGCUUCGCCACCCUCAUACGGGGAUAUCAACCCAGCAAAAUGGGAGCCGUGAGUCUGCUGCGAUUUGUCCCACAGCCAGAUGACCUGCACCACAUUGCUGCCGAGAUUGAGUGGGAGCCUUCGGCGGAGCGCAACUGCUUCUUUGACAUGGUGUCCUAUUCAACCAACAGCGUGAACUUGGGCGAUCCGAAAGAGGUUUGGUUCCGCGAUCAAAAGAAGCUGUACAAGCACACACUGCACAACUUGGAGUUCGACAAACACUAUCUGGUGGGUGUGAAAACGGUCAACAAAUUGAAUGGUCUGGAGAGCGCUUUGCAAUGGCUGACGGUGAUCGCUCCCAGCUGCUUGGAUUGGCAUCCCUUCAACUACACACUAUGCGCUCCCUACAAGCCGGAGAAUCUGAGUGUGAUGCAGGAGCAGUAUCUGCCGAAUACCUUGGCUCUGAAUAUCAGCUGGGCGCGACCCAGUCACCUCCCAGAUAGCUACACACUCCGCAUCUUUGAUCUGUUCAAGGGAAGCAAGGAGGUAAACUUCACCCUCCACCAGAACAGCAGCCACUUCUUCGUACCCAAGAUCACGGUGCUGGGCUCCCGUUUCGAGGUUCAUUUGGUGGCACAAUCGACUGGCGGCAAGAACGCCACCGAUUUGACCUUGGACAAAAUUCCGCGGGAAGUCUGGCUGAGUGAGGGAAAUCUGGUCAAACUGGUGCUCUUCAUUAUUGUGCCCAUAUGCUGCAUUUUCAUGCUGUGCUCCCUGACCUUCUGCAGACGGAAUCGGACGGAUGCCCACGCCUUGCAGUUGGAAGCCAAGGAUGCCAAGGCCACUGACUUCCACCUCUCGCUGAUGGACAGCAGCGGCCUGCUGGUCACCCUGUCGGCCAACGAGAGCCUGGAACUAAUGGACGAGCUGGAGGUCGAGCCCCACUCGGUGCUCCUCCAAGAUGUCCUGGGCGAGGGCGCCUUCGGUUUGGUGCGUCGCGGAAUCUACAAGAAGCGCCAAGUGGCCGUCAAAUUGCUGAAAGAUGAGCCCAAUGAAGAGGAUGUGUAUGCGUUCAAGUGCGAGAUACAGAUGCUCAAAGCCGUGGGCAAGCACCCAAAUAUCGUGGGAAUCGUUGGAUACUCCACCCGCUUCAGCAACCGAAUGAUGUUGCUAAUUGAGUAUUGCAGCCUUGGAAGUCUGCAGAGUUUCUUACGUGAGGAGUGGAAGAUCCGGCAGGAGCAGUGUGCCGUUGGCCUCAAGAAGAACCUUGGGCAGAGUGUAGACAAACGACGGCUCCACCGACCCACCCGCAGUCCCAUCCAUGCUCUCAUUGAGGACAUCAACAGCUCCAUGCUGUCCACUGUGGAGGAGGAGAGUGAAACGGAUCGCACACAGACAAGCGGUCGGGUGGAGACCUACACCCUCACGCGAGUCACCAAUGCAGCAGACAACAAGGGUUAUGGACUGGAGGAUAUUGAAAACAUCGGAGGUAGUCAUGUUCCAAUGGUCUUAGAGGAUUGUAAGAAGGAGUCAAAACAGGAGCUAAAACCGGAGCUGAAGAAAGAGCCGGAACAGCAGGACUCCAAGUUCGAAGGCAAGAAGCGAACCUUCGAGAACAAGGAGUAUUUUGAUUGCCUAGACUCAGCGCAUUCCGAGCCAAGAGUGCCACUAAAAUACGCAGAUUUGCUGGACAUUGCCCAACAGGUGGCGGUGGGAAUGGAGUACCUGGCCCAGAACAAAGUCGUGCAUCGGGAUCUGGCCGCUCGUAAUGUGCUGAUCUCCCUAGAUCGCAGCAUUAAGAUUGCGGAUUUUGGCCUAAGUCGGGAUGUCUACCAUGAGAACGUGUACCGAAAGUCCGGAGGAAGUGGCAAGCUGCCCAUUAAGUGGCUGGCCCUGGAAUCCCUCACCCACCAGGUGUACACCAGCCAGAGCGAUGUCUGGUCCUUUGGGGUGCUGCUCUAUGAGAUCACCACGCUCGGCGGAAUGCCGUAUCCCUCGGUUUCUCCCAGUGAUCUCCUGCAGCUGCUGCGACAAGGUCACCGGAUGAAGCAACCUGAGGGAUGUACUGACGAAAUGUUCACUUUGAUGAAGAGUUGCUGGAGUUCCGUGCCCUCACACAGACCCACAUUUUCCGGACUGAAACAAAGACUUGGAGCAAUGAUUUCGGCAGAAAACGAUGUGCCGGAACGGCUAAAGCAACUGCAUGCUGCAAAUGAAACAAAAGUAAAGUCCAGUGACAAUCUCCACAGUCAAGUGGAGCAACUGCCCUGUGAGGAGGCGCCAUACUUGGAGCCCUUAAAUUAAUCUCCUUUAGUUAUAGAAGAUAAAGAUUGAGUGCAAUACUAGAUUGUUGGAGAAAAAAUGUUACCAUAGAAUUCUAGUUUCCAAUUCAGACAACGCUGACAAGCAGACAACACAUUUCUACUUGCAAAUAAACAUUAAAGAUAGGUCUAAGAAUAUAA